This is a messenger RNA of Spinacia oleracea (spinach), 1039 nucleotides long. RefSeq lists its product as uncharacterized. The transcript is spliced from 2 exons. Bases 265 to 771 code for a protein of 168 amino acids. NCBI's taxonomy places the organism in Eukaryota, Viridiplantae, Streptophyta, Magnoliopsida, Caryophyllales, Amaranthaceae. The record is from RefSeq and is a predicted model, not a curated record.
UCUGUGAUCUGUGCUAUUGUCUUUUUGAUCUGUAUUGUUGUCUUUCUGAUCUGUCCCUCUGAUCUAUACUGUUGUCUUUUUUAUCUGUCUUUCUGAUCUGUCUUUCUAAUCUGUCUUUAUGUACUGUUGUCUUUCUGAUCUGUACUGCAUAUAUGAUAUAUGGCUACAUUUUGAGAUGAAUUAUCAAAUUCACAGUUGUAUUCUAUCAGUGCCAAAACUUGUAUAUUUAUAUGAUUUUCUUGAAAUGACUAGGAGAAAAAGUUGAUGCGUCCGCCUACUCCAUCCGAGGUGUAUUACAAAGGCCAUGCUAAAGAGAAUGGUGAAUUCGUGGACGAGACGUCACGAAAAGUUUGGGCUGAUUUUCAAAGCAAAAAAUCUACCAACUUGGAGGAUGAGAAUCCUAAAACAGAGAACGAGUUAUUUUUGGAAGCCUUAGGUGGAUGGAAGAAUGGGAGAGUGUAUGGUCUAGGAAAUGCUAUUGACAACUUUUAUGUGAAACCAAACAACGACCCAAGUUUCAAGAAAGUGCGGAAUGAGCUAGUGACUAAUUUGACAAGUAAUGUUGAACUACUCUCUUCGAAAAAUUUGGAACAAGCGAAGGAGAUUGAAGAAACAAAGGUGGUCCUAGAUGAAACAACAACAAAGCUCAAUGAAACAGAAAAAAAGCUUGAUGAAACAACAAGACAACUUAAAGAAACAACAGAUGCUAUGAAGGCUAUGCAAGCUCAGAUUCUUUUCCUAACUGAAAAUGUCAUUUUGCGCCUAUCUUGAAUGCUGAUUAUCAGAAGAAAUUGCAUGGCUUUGUGUUAUUUUUGGCUUGUUGAUUGGAACACAUUUGGACGAUUAGUUUAGCGUAGAGUUUUUUUUUUUUUUCUAGUGAAAGCAGGUAAACAAAUAUAUAUUGCAAAUUAUGCAAUUAUGUUAUUUAGGGGAUUACAAGUUAUAUAUUGCAUAUAUAUGCAAUUUUGUUGGGAUGAAACUUCUUUUGUAGGCUUUGAAUUGAUUUUUUAAUGAAAGUUUUUAUUAUUUAUUCGUUGUU